Messenger RNA from Trichechus manatus latirostris (Florida manatee), 2006 nucleotides. It is a transcript of the gene PLA1A, whose product is annotated as phospholipase A1 member A. Gene Ontology annotation, molecular function: lipoprotein lipase activity. The transcript has 11 exons. The coding region runs from base 32 to 1342 and encodes 436 amino acids. Lineage: Eukaryota; Metazoa; Chordata; Mammalia; Sirenia; Trichechidae. Gene Ontology annotation, biological process: fatty acid biosynthetic process; triglyceride catabolic process. The record is from RefSeq and is a predicted model, not a curated record.
CUGGUUUGGGGGGCUCCUUUUGUGGCUUGGCAUGGGAAGUUCAGGAGAUGCACUUCCUACCCAUCAGCCAAAGUGCACUGACUUCCAGAAUGCCAGUUUCCUCCGAGGCACCAAUCUGAAAGUCCAAUUUCUCCUCUUCACCCUUUCAGAUCCUAGCUGUGGGCAGCUAGUGAAAGAAAGCAGUGACCUCCAAAACUCUGGGUUCAAUGCCACUCUGGGAACCAAACUACUUAUCCAUGGAUUCAGGGCUUUCGGAACAAAGCCUUCCUGGAUUGAUCAACUCAUUAGGACCCUUCUGCACACAGCCAAUGCUAACGUGAUUGCCGUGGACUGGGUUAACGGCUCCACAGGUGUCUACUUCUCGGCCAUGGAAAAUGUGGUGAAGGUGGGCCUUGAGAUCUCCAGCUUCCUCCGUAAACUCCUGGUGCUGGGUGUGCCUGAGUCCUCAAUCCACAUCAUUGGUGUUAGCCUGGGGGCCCAUGUUGCAGGCAUGGUAGGACAUUUCUACAAAGGCCAGUUGGGACAGAUAACAGGCCUGGAUCCUGCUGGACCGGAGUAUAACAGAGUCAGCCUGGAGGAGCGCCUGGACGCCGGAGAUGCCCUCUUUGUGGAAGCCAUCCACACAGAUACUGACAAUUGGGGUAUCCGGAUUCCUGUUGGACACGUGGACUACUUUGUCAACGGAGGCCAGGACCAACCUGGCUGUCCCACAUCCAUUUAUGCAGGUUACAGUUAUCUGAUCUGUGAUCACAUGCGGGCUGUGCAUCUCUACAUCAGUGCCCUGGAGAGUUCCUGCCCAUUGAUGGCCUUUCCCUGUGCCAGCUACAAGGCCUUCCUUGCUGGACACUGCCUGGAUUGCUUUGACCCUUUCCUGCUUACCUGUCCACGGAUUGGGCCGGUAGAACAUGGCGGUGUCAGGAUAGAGCCACUUCCCACGGAAGUGAAAGUCUACCUCCUGACCACUUCCAAAGCUCCGUACUGUGUACAUCACAGCCUCGUGGAGGUUUACUUGAAGGAAACAAGAAACAAGAACACCAACAUCGAAGUCACCUUCCUUGGCAGCAACAUCACCUCCUCGGUCAAGAUCACCAUACCUAAACAGAAACUCCAGGGGAGAGGAAUCCUCCCCCAACCCCACCCACAGUGCCAGAUAAACCAAGUGAGGCUCGCGUUUCAGACUUCCAACCGGGUCUGGAGAAAAAAGCAGACUAUCACUGUUGGGAAGUUCUGCACUACCCGUUUGCCCGUCCAUGACAGUAAAAAGAUGAUCUGCUUACCUGAACCGGUGAACUUAGAAGCAAAUAGGGCUGUUUUUCAUGACCUGAAAAUAGCCUGUGUGUAGUAUCAGCCUGGGUACAACGUGCAGCCCUGGAUUUCUAUGGGAGCAACUUAUUCUAGGCCAUUACUGCUACAGAAGAAGGCACAACUCCCAGUUAUCUCCCCCAUAAUUAGCCCCUUUGGAGGUGAGAGAUGGCUCAUUUUACAAAGCUUAUCUCCACUGCCCAUAUGAAGAGCCUUAUAUAGACACCAUUUCAGCUUUCCUAUUAACAUUUAACUGUAACUACCCCAUAUCCUUGGGCGUCUGUACCUAGUAUUCAAUAUACAGAGGAAGUCCUCUUUUUUUUUUAUUUUUAUACCACUCCAUGGAAUGUCUGAAUCGUUUGUUUUAUUAAAAUGGUACUCUGUUAUGUACAUAAGGUGUGAUUUACAGUCUGUGGGACUGGAGAAAUCAGUAGAUGUUGGAGCCUCUGUACUGAAAUAGCAACUGAAAAAAAGCACCUGAAACAAUGGAUGGGAUGAAGGGAGGGGAGGAAGAUGAUGCCAUUCGCCAUCUCUUACCAUUGCUGCCUCUGGAUAUCUGGAAGGUUUUUGGGAUUGGAGAAAUAUUUGGGGAAUACAGGUAAAUUUUCUUGGGGCCAGUGUUUCCCAAACUUUGAUCUUUGUAAAUAACCUUGUACUAGCCACAGUCUAGCAAGAAACAGAUGGUGUACGCCAAUUGAGUAUUU